This is a messenger RNA of Perognathus longimembris pacificus (Pacific pocket mouse), 1507 nucleotides long. RefSeq names its product tetraspanin 5 (gene Tspan5). Gene Ontology annotation, cellular component: membrane. The record is from RefSeq and is a predicted model, not a curated record. The transcript is spliced from 8 exons. Lineage: Eukaryota; Metazoa; Chordata; Mammalia; Rodentia; Heteromyidae. Gene Ontology annotation, biological process: protein maturation; regulation of vascular endothelial growth factor signaling pathway; protein localization to plasma membrane. Bases 385 to 1197 code for a protein of 270 amino acids.
CCGUGCGGCCGCGCUUGCCAGGAGCUCAAGGCACCGAUCGCUCGGGACCCACCGCCUGGCUCACGACCGCGGGCGCCUGCUUUGUGCUCCGAGCCUUCUCCGGCAGCCUCGGGCGGGCAGCGCGCGGCGUCGCUGCGGGUGGGUGGCCACCGCGCUCCGGCGGCCUGGGCGCGCGGAGGGGCUGGAGGUGCGGGAGCCGCUCUCCACCGGUCGGUCCCCGGUCGGUCCCCGUGCGCUGAGCCCGGGCCGCCCGCGCCGCGGUCCCGAUCCCCUCCACCUCUCCCUUCUCUUAAAAAGAUCCUCGGCGAGCUGCUCCGGGCACCGGUGCUCCGGGGGCUCCAAAGUCGGGCUGCCGGGGCAAGCGUGUCUUCAUGAACCCAGAGGAUGUCCGGGAAGCACUACAAGGGUCCUGAAGUCAGUUGUUGCAUCAAAUACUUCAUCUUUGGCUUCAAUGUCAUAUUUUGGUUUUUGGGAAUAACAUUUCUUGGAAUUGGACUGUGGGCAUGGAAUGAAAAAGGAGUGCUGUCCAACAUCUCUUCCAUCACCGACCUUGGAGGCUUUGACCCAGUGUGGCUCUUCCUCGUGGUGGGAGGAGUGAUGUUCAUUCUGGGAUUUGCAGGGUGCAUUGGAGCACUGCGAGAAAACACUUUCCUCCUCAAGUUUGUAAGUUUUUCUGUGUUCCUUGGAAUUAUUUUCUUCCUGGAGCUCACUGCUGGGGUUUUGGCAUUUGUUUUCAAAGACUGGAUCAAAGACCAGCUGUAUUUCUUUAUAAACAACAACAUCAGAGCAUACAGAGAUGACAUUGACUUGCAGAACCUCAUAGACUUCACCCAGGAAUAUUGGCAGUGCUGUGGGGCUUUUGGAGCUGAUGAUUGGAACCUAAAUAUUUACUUCAAUUGCACAGAUUCCAAUGCAAGUCGAGAGCGAUGUGGCGUGCCAUUCUCUUGCUGUACUAAAGACCCUGCAGAAGAUGUCAUCAACACUCAGUGUGGCUAUGAUGCCAGGCAAAAACCAGAAGUUGACCAGCAGAUUGUAAUCUACACGAAAGGCUGUGUACCCCAGUUUGAGAAGUGGCUGCAGGACAAUUUGACCAUCGUGGCUGGGAUUUUCAUAGGCAUUGCAUUGCUGCAGAUUUUUGGGAUAUGUCUGGCCCAGAAUUUGGUGAGUGAUAUCGAAGCCGUGCGGGCGAGCUGGUAGAGCUGGUAGAGCGCCCGCCCCGGCUGCUGCAAGACACUGGACUGACCCAGCUUUCCUGACCCUCCGCGAGCCGGACUCCUAGCCAUGCUGCGCGGGGCUCAUCGCAGCCGUGACCUGCGAGCUCACUCGACGGAGCUGCCAAGACAUCCUUGCUGGUGGGGAGGGGGGCACUGGGAAAUGCUGCUCACGGACAGAUUAAAGAACAAAACGAAACAAAACAAAAACAAAUAACCAGUAUGCAAGUCAUUGCCUGUGAGUCUCUACUGUAGCCAUGGAUGGAUGGAUGGAUGGAUGAUGCUUACGAUAAAGG